AUGGCGGGGCCGGGGCUGGAGGCGGGGGACCCGCGGGGGCGGCUGCGGCUGGGCGGCGACUUCUUCGGGCGGCCCUGCGUCGGCCUGGCCAAGGCCCUCCUGGGGCAGGUGCUGGCCCGAAGGCUGCCAGACGGGCGGGAGCUGCGGGGGCGCAUCGUGGAGACAGAGGCCUACCUGGGGGGCGAGGACACAGCCUCUCACUCACGGGGCGGGCGGCGGACAGCCCGCAACGCCGCCAUGUUCAUGAAGCCCGGCACCCUCUACGUCUACCAGAUCUAUGGCCUCUACUUCUGCCUGAACAUCUCCAGCCAGGGGGAGGGGGCUGCCGUCUUGCUGCGCUCCUUGGAGCCCCUGCAGGGGCUGGAGGCCAUGAGGCAGCUGCGCCUGAGCCAGCGCAAAGGGGGCCACCCUCCUGCCAAGCCCCCCAAGGACUGGCAGCUGUGCAACGGGCCCUCCAAGCUGUGCCAGGCCCUCGCCAUCAACAGGACCUUCGACCAGGAGGACUUGGCCAGCGCCCCGGACCUCUGGCUGGAGCCUGGCCCCGAAGCCCCCGCGGAGGCCCUGGUGUGCAGCCCCCGCAUCGGCAUCAGCGGCGACUGGGCCCACAAGCCCCUGCGCUUCUACCUGCGGGGCAACAAGUGCGUCAGCGUGGUGGACAAGGCGGCAGAGCAGGCCACCUGAGGGGAGCUGACCCCCAAAGGACUCCGGGGGGGGGCUUCUGUGUCAGAAUAUAUGGUUUCCCCCUCA
Heteronotia binoei (common prickly gecko) is the source of this 747-nucleotide messenger RNA. It is a transcript of the gene MPG, whose product is annotated as N-methylpurine DNA glycosylase. Lineage: Eukaryota; Metazoa; Chordata; Lepidosauria; Squamata; Gekkonidae. The transcript has 3 exons. Gene Ontology annotation, biological process: base-excision repair. Gene Ontology annotation, molecular function: DNA binding; alkylbase DNA N-glycosylase activity. The record is from RefSeq and is a predicted model, not a curated record. The coding region runs from base 1 to 681 and encodes 226 amino acids.